Molecule: messenger RNA, 4206 nt
Organism: Carassius auratus (goldfish)
Lineage: Eukaryota; Metazoa; Chordata; Actinopteri; Cypriniformes; Cyprinidae
Gene: noxred1
Product: NADP-dependent oxidoreductase domain containing 1
Exons: 6
Coding region: 2867-3835 (322 amino acids)
Biological process (GO): L-proline biosynthetic process
Molecular function (GO): pyrroline-5-carboxylate reductase activity
Source: RefSeq, a predicted model, not a curated record
GCAAAAUUAGUUUGAAUACAAAAUACAAUUUCACCACUAGAUGGGAGUAAUUCCUACUUAGUGUCCCUUUAAACUAAACCUAAAUUAAAAAAUGCAAAUAUCGGUGAUUGCAACAACAACACACCAGCAUUGAGAAGCGUAUGUGUAAGGAGUUAUGAGAUUAAGCAGCAUCUUUAGAUUAAGAGUACAAAUAUAUUUUUAUCGGUUAUAAUAACUUCUGGAGAAAAGUAGUGCAGACACUGGACUAAGAUGCACCUAUGUUUGCGUUAUCUAUCAAAUGGAGUUUACUUUUAAAGGCUGUGCAUUGGACUGUACGCAUACGCUAACGUACACAUAUAAAAACGAAGCAUACUGUAUACUUUGGGCUUAAAAGUUUAUUUUUAGCUCAACUAAUAUCAUGAGUGGAGCAAGAGUUAGAAUAUUGCCGUGUUAGUUCACACCUAAAUAAAAAAUACUGUCAUCAUUUACCCACGUUCAUGUAUUAUCACUGAUUAACCAAAUCUGUUUGGUUACCAACAUUCUUUAAAAGAUCUUCUUGUGUGUUCCGCAGGAAAAAAAGGUUUUGGAGUUACAUAAAGGUGAGUAGAUGAUGACAGAAUUCUCAUGUUUGGGUGAACUAUGCCUGUGUUCGAUAGGACCAUGUGCUUGUACUUGCAUAGACUGUUUCUGACCUCACUGAGUUUGCAAGAGGAAGAGUUUUUCAAGAAAUGGUGACCACUGAAACAAUCAUAAAAAAAAAAAAAAAAAGUGUUCUUGCGCUUUGACGUGCCUAAAGAAGUUUUGCUUGGAAAUGGAAUAUAGAGUAUAGAGCAGUGUCAGUCUUUCAGAAAUUGAAGACACUAACUGUGUGUUAAUUUUCAUUUUCUGUAGAGCCUCUGGUGUUCAGCAGCUAUGUACUAUUUCAUGCAGAACACAAUGUCAUACAAGUCACACUUAUUUUUACAGGCCCUCAUAUAAACUAUGCCUGUUAUACUUGAUACUGGACCCCCCCCCACCCCCAUCGUGCAUUUUCUAAUAUAAAUAUUUUAGUUAAUGUGAUUUGUGCUUUCAGCUACUAAUAUGAUUGACGUACUCUUAGCUCUGUUAAACAUUUACCAUUGUGAAUCCAUUUUACAGAUUCCAAGCAAAUUCUCUCUGUGUGUCUUGAAAUCUAAAAUCUAAAAUCACUCACCUUGCAUAUGACAUCAGAGAUCUGUCAACUUAAUGUUAAAAGGGAAGGUUUUAAAAUUGCAAUACUUUUACAAUUUCUUAUUUCAUGGGAAGGGUUCUGAAAUGAUAACAGUUGCCAGUUAUCACUGAUUAAACGUAUAGUUUUAUUAUAUGUGCCACACGACAUAUCCAAUCAAACAAAACUGAAGAAAAGUUAGUUUACAUUCCAGAACCUCAGCAUUUUUGGCUGCUAUUUGGCAUUUGUCAAUCAAAUCAGAGUUUUACAUGUUAUAGAGUUCAUAAAAAAAGAAUAAUACCUAUUUUAAAAAAGCAUGCAGCUAAUUCCCUUCAGAGACUGGAACAUUAAGUUACACAGUCGUCUUCCUUCUCCGCCUGUACAAUGCUGUAAUAUAGCUUCCACUUCCCAUAGAAGGCCAACUCUUUGCAUGAGCUACAGAAAAAUAACAAAACGCUGCCAUGUACAAUAAACACAGCUUAAGUUUUCAUAUACCAGGAGUUUAUAACCUGAUAAGUACUGUCAGCUUGUAAAUAGGGACUCCAUGUUUGUUUUUCUCUUAACCUCAUUACCCAUUUUUAACUUUAUAUCAGCACUUACAGAGAGACAGUUUGAAUACUUACUCAAUCCUCAACUGGUUUAUAUGCGUUUAUGUGUUUUGAGGAUGUGAUCUGGUUGGUGAUUUACCAGAGCAUGUGGGAUAGCAGCAUAUGGCAUCAGAAAAACCCUAAUAUUUUCUAACAGUAAGAAAUAUUGGGAUUAGAGAAAAUCCAUACGUAGCAAGAUUUAUUUAUUGAUUUAUUUGAAUUAGUAAUAUAGCAUCGCUUUAGUCAGACACUAAUUACAGUUGCAAUCAUAGCCUUGUAUAAUAUAUAGUCAGUUAUUGGUAUCAAUGGGUCAGAUUUAAGACACUAUCUGGCUAAUCACCUUAAAACACAGCUGUUUUCUAUCAUAACGGCAAUAAAUUCUUUGGCUGAAAGAAAUUACAAGCAGUUUUCACUGGAGACAAAUUUUAAUUUUAUCAAUUUGCUGUUAAAUAACAAAGAAAAAAGUGCAGAAUUGUCCAUCUAUUUAUUGAUUAGUAAAAUACCGUUUACUAUACUGGUUUUAUCCCAUACAAAACAGACUAUUCUAAUUAAAUGAACAUGUCACUGAGGUUGUUGUUCUUUGCUUGUUGGAUAUCUACCUAUUUUAUUCCAUGCAUUUUGUCAGUAUAUCGAACACUGAAACUGCACAGUAUUGUUUUGACAAUGGACUGAAAGUUAAUCUGUAGUAGUAGCUAAAAAUUAAACAUAUCAAUUUUAACAUUACAUUUUCUGUUACUGCAUAUUGUUGUUCAAAAUUUGUGAAGUGAAAUGUACAGUGUACAAAAGAAUGUUAUGGGGUGGGACAUUGUACAUUAAUGUAAUUAUUUGUGUUAUUUUUAUUUGUAUCAUAAAUGCCUGUGUACAGUGUUAUUUUUUUUUCGUUUAGUUUUUUUUUUUCAGUUGUAAUUAUUUUGUAUUUUAUUUUUAUAAACUUGCUACGAAUAAAAUUUUCAUUCAGCAUGCCAACAUGAAAAGUCUGAAUAUGUGUCGGACUUUUAUUUUGUAAACGUGACGUAAAGCGGUUUUUUGUGUGUGUUGUUGAUACUUUGUUGGUUGUUGUUACCAUAGAAACCUCACUUCUGCACGCACAAUCUAAACAUCCACGAUUAGCGACAUGGACUUGACAGUGAAUUUAACCUCUCUCGGGUUUGAGGCUGGUCUCAGUGCAGAUGAGAGAGAUUUGUUAUCUCUGCGCAGUCGGUGCGCGAGCUUGACUGUCGCUGGAUGCGCGCAUGCUGUAUUUGCAUAUAAACUUCUCAGUUUAUUAAGAAAGAAGGUGAACGCUGAGAACACACAUCUGUGUGUUGGCGUAGUGGGAGCAGGACUCAUGGGCAAACAGCUGGCAACGGCUUUACUGAGCGCAUCCAGACUCGAACCUCGCCACAUCAACAUCUCAACCAGAAGACCCGAGACACUGGGAGAAUAUUCAAACAUGGGUGUUGCGUGUUACUUUGACAACAUUAGACUGGCUAAAUGGGCAGACAUGCUGUUCCUGUGUGUCUUGCCCUGUCAGCUAGCUCAAGUCUGCACAGACAUCGGCUGUCAUCUGUCUUCAGGCUGUCUGGUGUACUGCUUCACCUCAGCAGUGCCACUCAACAGGCUUGCUGUGCUCCUUAACCACAGUUCUGUUAUCAAACCUCAGUAUGAGUUUGUGGCUUGUGAUGAUGUCAGUAGAAUUUGGCUUCUUCACGAUCAGGUGACCGCAGCUUUACAGGAUAAAGAAGUGAUUUGUGCCUCAGAUCCUCUUUCAAUGAAUGGUGGCCUCUUCCUGGAUCAGAGAUGGCUAUCUGCUGUGCUCUACAGUCUCCUCAACAUGUGCACGGCUCAGAAGCUGGGCUCCGGAAAGACUCUUCGGCUGCUGAACGGGCUGUUCGAGACAAACACAUUCACUUAUCACAGUUUUGUUCAUUCACCCAGUGCAUCUGAUCUCAAUAACCCUGAUGACCUUUUCCCGUGGAUCAGUUUGGUUGGUGCACAAACUAGAGACACUCCAUUGACUGAUUUGGUGUCGAGAGAUAAAGGUUUGCGAGACUGCAUUUCAGUUAUGUACUACAAUAUAUUCUCAAACUUAGCAGAAAGAUAAGAUAUCAUUUUGUUCCGUUCAAUGAAACAGCAAUUAAACUAUGCAACAUUUAGUUUCAGUGUGUAAAUGUUUGUGUUCAUCUUGAAUCUGUUUAUCUUUAACCCGCAGGGGUUUGAAAAGUGAAGUCUAAAAUAAGUGUUAAUUAAACACAGGGGGAAAGUUAGCAUGUCAGCUGGAUCCCUUUGAGCUGCCGAGUGUUAUAUUUGUGUUUUAUCCUCUGCAGAUUUAUGCCACACGUGGCCAAAUGACUUUGAAAUGUUUCCCAGUAUAUUUGACUGUGCCGAACCAUUUACAUACACAGGAUAUAUGCUGCUAAUAAACAAAAGCACUAGAACUGGAACUACUUAACUCACAUAUGUUGUAAUGCUACC